AUGAACGAGGCGCGGAACGGGAACGCGGGGCGUCGCCCUGCCAGUGACGUGGCCGCGGCGCUGCCGCCGUGCUGCGGCAGCCUGCGGUGGGCCUGGAUGCCUUCGCGGCAGGUGCACCUGAGAGGCGACGUGGCCCUACAACGCAGAGGCCUCAACGCAGCACAUGCCUUUGUCGAGAUGUCCGCCAAAACGCCGCCCGUGCAGCAACUUGACGAGCCCGCGGAGUUGGCGCGCAUGCAAGAGGCUUCAGCCAAGCGGGUCAGGGUGGUCAGUUUUCGAAGCGAGGCCGUGCACGAGAUCGCGGCGGAGCUCGGGCUGAGCUCGGUGUCGAACGGCAGGGGCCCUCAGAGGUACGUCUCCGUCGCGCGGGAGGACGUCGAGUCUCCGUCUCCGAUCCCCUUCGCGGUGGGCAAGCAGGCGUCCCCGGACCCGGCGGAGUCCGACGACGAAGGCAGCGCGGAGGGGCUGGAGCCAGGGAUCCCGGCGCUGUUCCGGGAGCACGCCUCGGGAAGCUACGGCGGAGGCCCGAUCUUCAUGCGGGCGGGCGACAUGGACGCGUUCCUGCAGGAGCUGGAGGAGGCCCUGCCGUCGAGGGGCAGGCGUGCGAAGAACCCGCGGGCGGUGGUGAACAGCUGCUACGAGGACGUGAUCCAGCUGCAGCUGGACUUCGGCGUCAAGACGAGGCAGGGGCUCACCAAGCAGUGGUUCCAGGUGUUCGUUCAGAAGGCCGCGGCCAGCCUCGGGAUGUCGUGCAUGGGGAUGCUGCUGGCCAUGGGCCACGGGGACGCCUGA
Molecule: messenger RNA, 792 nt
Organism: Prorocentrum cordatum
Lineage: Eukaryota; Dinophyceae; Prorocentrales; Prorocentraceae
Source: the annotation of a GenBank genome assembly